This is a messenger RNA of Symbiodinium sp. CCMP2592, 1278 nucleotides long. Lineage: Eukaryota; Dinophyceae; Suessiales; Symbiodiniaceae. The record is from the annotation of a GenBank genome assembly.
GCACAAUGCUGGUGGCAUCAACGCGAACUGCAACAGACCUGGAGUUUUCCAUCCAGGAACGUCCGGAAAAGCCCGACUAGUGUCAACCAUCCGAAGCGAAUCUGUUCAGGUGCACUUGCUCCUUUGUUCUGGUGGAUGAGGCAGAUGCGCGCGAGGAAGCAUUCGAGCUUAAGCGCGAAGCUGGAGCAGGACACCCCGAGGUACACACAGGAGGAAUUGUCGAGCAUGACAGUCAAGGAUCUGAAAGCGCUGUGCAAGCAGAGGUGCUUGAAAGUUUCGGGUAAGAAAGAAGACCUGGUGCAUCGGCUUGUCCAGGUUGUAGCAGGUUUGCAGAACUACUCGACUGUGUCCGAGCCAGGAGAAAAUGCUGCGGAAGAAACCUCCCAGGCUGAGGUGGGAUACACACAGGCCCAGCAGGAGCUGAAUGUCUUUUCCUUGCACGACCUGCGUGAUCUCUGUGAAGAGAGGGGUCUGACCUCCACCGGGACCAAGGCAGAUCUGGUGCGCCGCCUGACUGUCCAGCAGGCCCAAGAGACUGACCGCGAGGAAACGAGAAAGGCUCAAAUGCAGCCUUUGCAGAGUGCACGGCAGCAACUCAAGAGCCCGGAAGAUAAGUUCUUGCAGGCCAUGAAGCAGGAUACGCUGGACAUCCACACUCUCGAGGAAAUAUUCCAGGCAGAGAUGCCGAAACCAGGCGAAAUCGUCACUGGUAUCGUCACCUCUCUCGUCGAGUGGGGAGCGUUUGUUGAACUGGAACGAACCGGCUGGUCGGGUCUCAUCCACAUCUCUGAGCUCAGCGACGUCUUCGUGGACAACAUCGAGGACUACAUCCAGCCUGGCCAACGCGUCGAGGCGCUGGUCAUCGAGAGACCUGGAGAUCGACUUGACAGGCUCAGCUUGUCACUACGAAGACUCAAGGACUUAAAGAAGUACGACCCCGAGACCUUAGCUGCAGUGGGUCCGCUGGCGCCCAUGGCGAAGCCCGGUGUAGUGCGAGAGGAGGAGUUCAGCCAGUUGCAGGACCGGGUUGCGGCUCUUGAAGCCAUCAUCGUGGAGAUGGGGCAUGGUCAGGCGCUGCGAGACGCGCGCUACCAGUCGAGCAAGUCGAAUCGAAAGCCGGCGGUUGCCCCUCUCGCAGAAAUGCUCGAGGGGACCGGGACGGGGACGGAGACCCCAAAGUCAAAGGGUCUUCCCCGCGAGAAAGCUCAGAUCGACAGCAUCUUGGAUUCCAUCCUUGCUGGCAGCCAGGACCUGGACGAGAAGGAGGAGGCCCGAUGA